Messenger RNA from Rana temporaria (common frog), 939 nucleotides. Its product is annotated as extensin-like. The record is from RefSeq and is a predicted model, not a curated record. The transcript has a single exon. Lineage: Eukaryota; Metazoa; Chordata; Amphibia; Anura; Ranidae. Bases 1 to 939 code for a protein of 312 amino acids.
AUGCAUCUUGGUGGUCCAAACAACCCCCCCAACCCUUCCAACCCCUCCAACCCCUCCAACUCCUCCAACCCCUCCAACCCCUCCAACUCCUCCAACCCCUCCAACCCCUUCCAACUCCUCCAACUCCUCCAACCCCUCCAACUCCUCCAACCCUUCCAACCCCUUCAACUCCUCCAACCCCUCCAACCCCUCCAUCAGGGCUGGACUGACCCUCCAACCCCUCCAACUCCUCCAACCCCUCCAACUCCUCCAACCCCUCCAACUCCUCCAACUCCUCCAACCCCUCCAACUCCUCCAACCCCUCCAACUCCUCCAACCCCUCCAUCUCCUCCAACUCCUCCAACCCCUCCAACCCUUCCAUCCCCUCCAACUCCUCCAACUCCUCCAACCCUCCAACCCCUCCAACUCCUCCAACCCUUCCAACCCCUCCAACUCCUCCAUCAGGGCUGGACUGACCCUCCAACUCCUCCAACCCCUCCAACUCCUCCAACUCCUCCAACCCCUCCAACCCCUCCAACUCCUCAAACCCCUCCAACUCCUCCAACUCCUCCAACCCCUCCAACCCCUCCAACUCCUCCAACUCCUCCAACCCCUCCAACUCCUCCAACCCCUCCAACCCCUCCAACUCCUCCAACCCCUCCAACCCCUCCAACUCCUCCAACCCCUCCAUCAGGGCUGGACUACCCUCCAACCCCUCCAACCCCUCCAUCCCCUCCAACUCCUCCAACCCCUCCAACCCUUCCAACCCCUCCAACCCCUCCAACUCCUCCAACCCCUCCAACCCCUCCAACCCCUCCAACUCCUCCAACCCCUCCAACCCCUCCAACUCCUCCAACCCCUCCAUCCCCUCCAACCCCUCCAACCCCUCCAUCCCCUCCAACCCCUCCAACUCCUCCAACCCCUCCAACUCCUCCAACCCCUCCAUCAGGGCUUGACUGA